UUUGUUUAAAUACAAGAAAAGAGAGGUUGACGACGCUGACGUGAACACAGAACACAUGUUUGCGCACAUCAGCACCAGAAAUACAAGUUUUGAUUUCAGGCUCUCUGAUUUCUGAUUUUAACCUCUCUAUCUAAGCCAGGAGCCAGGACUUUCUAUCCAUCCGACACAAAGAAUUUGAAGUCAGUGUUAAACUACGGAACAAGACCCUGUUCACAGUUAGGCCCGCACGCCAGCUCUGGACGGAUAUACUUCUCCCAGGGCCUGAUCCACUCUUGCCUGUCAGCCGCCCGCGAGUAAGGAAGCAAGAGAGCCAACUCGCACUUUCCUCCAGUCGGUCGGCCCAGCAUUAUGGCGGAAAAAAGCAAGGAGCAGUACUACUUGCCGCCUCCCAAACUGGGAAAAUGGGAGGGCUUCAGCAAGUUUGUCUGGGACUCCGACAGCUCCCAGUUUUUGGGCCGAACAGGAGCCAGCUGGGCUAAGAUCUUCAUCUUCUACAUCAUCUUCUAUGCCGCGCUCUCCGGCUUCUUUGCUGCCAUGCUGGCGGUCUUCUAUCAGACACUCAACACCAAGUCGCCCAAAUGGCGCCUUGAUGAGUCGAUAAUUGGUACCAACCCAGGUCUUGGUUUCCGUCCCAUGCCACCUGAGAGCAAUGUCGAGAGUACCCUGAUCUGGUACAAGGGAAAUGACGAAAACAACCACAAAUACUGGACCGAAGAGAUUGACAGAUUCCUCGAAGAGUACAAAAAGCCUGGUCUGGCCCCCAACGUUGGCCAGAACAAGGUCAUCUGCGACUACAACAACCCUCCUGCUGAUGGCAAGGUGUGUGAUGUCCCCAUCAAGGACUGGCGCCCGUGCACAACCGAGGAUGGUUACAAUUACAAGAAGGCCGCCCCCUGCAUUUUCUUGAAAUUGAACAAGAUCUUUGACUGGAUGCCCGAAUUCUACAACGACUCUUCCUCCCUGCCUAAUAACAUGCCCGAGGAUCUCAAGAACCAUAUAGAAAACAAUAAAAAGCCGGCUGAACUCAACACUGUUUGGGUGAGCUGUGAAGGCGAGAAUCCCGCUGACAUUGAGCACGUUGGACCCAUCCAGUACAUCCCACGACGUGGCUUCCCCGGCUACUACUACCCAUUCAGGAACUACGAAGGUUACCUCAGCCCCAUCCUCGCCGUCUUCUUCGAAAGGCCUAAGACUGGAGUUUUGAUCAACAUUGAAUGCAAAGCCUGGGCUAAGAAUAUCCACCACGAUCGCCAAGAACGCCGUGGCUCAGUGCACUUUGAGCUGAUGAUCGACUAAGUGUAUCGAGUCAACUUGGCGACCGCUGCCUUGUUAGUCCAUGGUGUACCUUGAGGGGCUCACUCACCUAGUCUUUAACCAAAUCCUGCUAUUAUAAAAGGCCAUUCCCCUCUUGGUAUACCAGUGAGCUGCACUAUAUGUUUAUUAUCAUUUGCAAUUCGUACGAGCAAUCCUAUUUUUUGUAACGCUCAACUGUGAAAGUGGGACUCAAAAAGCAACCGAGGAAACAUGCAAAUUUGGGCCCGGUUCCAUUUGAAGGGUCCGCGAGCGGCCCCUUUUGAGAUGGAACACUCUGGCGCAAAGUUUGUAAAUAAUGCAUAUAAUCUGUGUUGAGGCUCCUUCAAGAGAAAGAAAAAACGAAGUCCACCACCCCCUCCAUCUCUGCUGCUUUGUAGGCAUUUAAUUAUUAUUAUCAGUAUUUGUCACACACAAUCUGUUCGUUACGUUGUGUUGAUUCCUUCACGGAGGAGAAGUGGAAAUUGAGCAUGUUAUUGUUAUUCUGAAAUAAUAUACUUCAACUUGUGGUGCUGUGAAUGAAUUACCGAGUAAUCAACAUGUUAAAUGUGUUUCUCCAACUCGCCCUGUUGAUACUUAAGAUCGAAAUAUGGUGUGUAACUGUAAAAUAUUUUACUGGCAGUAUUACUUAACUGACACUUAUGUAUUAUUGCCACUGCAAAUUGUCAACACCAAUAUCGCAUCCACGCAGUGGUCACUCUUUUGAACGCGUUUUCCUGUCUUACUCUCCGACGUACUAACAAUUCUUUCCGCUCAUUUUGUACACUCUUGGUUGACUUAAUCACCCCUGCGAAAAAGUGUAUGCAUGUGCGAAAUAAAACACAGUUGAAAAGAGGCGCAAAUACAUUAAAAAUAAAAGAAAAACUAAAAUUGGACCGCCAGUCAGGACUGGCGGCUGCAAAACACUAGUUGAAUAGUGCGUAGUGUUUGAGUGUGCAUUAGAUGCUAGGGAAUACAUCUGUUUAUUUGAAAAAGAAAAAAAUGAUAAUAAUUACUACUGUCUAAUGUGUUACGAUUAAAUAGAUGAAGGCGAAAAAAUGUUUUAAUAGCGUUGGUUACGAAAAUUGUUUGUCCUUUCUGCAGGAUAUUGUCAAACAGUCUAUCAGGAAUUGAAUAAUAUUUAAAAAGCCUAGCGGUUAGAUGUACCAGGUAUUAUUGACUAAAUUGUAUUAUUGAUUGAAAAGCGCUUUGUAAAGUCACACAGAAUAAUAUUAUUUGUUUCACAUUAAAUGUAAUUGUUCCACAA
Neocloeon triangulifer is the source of this 2557-nucleotide messenger RNA. RefSeq names its product sodium/potassium-transporting ATPase subunit beta-2-like. Gene Ontology annotation, biological process: sodium ion export across plasma membrane; intracellular potassium ion homeostasis; potassium ion import across plasma membrane. Bases 349 to 1296 code for a protein of 315 amino acids. Gene Ontology annotation, molecular function: ATPase activator activity. The record is from RefSeq and is a predicted model, not a curated record. Gene Ontology annotation, cellular component: sodium:potassium-exchanging ATPase complex. The transcript is spliced from 9 exons. NCBI's taxonomy places the organism in Eukaryota, Metazoa, Arthropoda, Insecta, Ephemeroptera, Baetidae.